Messenger RNA from Drosophila bipectinata, 2303 nucleotides. It is a transcript of the gene lab, whose product is annotated as labial. The record is from RefSeq and is a predicted model, not a curated record. Gene Ontology annotation, biological process: regulation of transcription by RNA polymerase II. Gene Ontology annotation, molecular function: RNA polymerase II cis-regulatory region sequence-specific DNA binding; DNA-binding transcription factor activity, RNA polymerase II-specific. Lineage: Eukaryota; Metazoa; Arthropoda; Insecta; Diptera; Drosophilidae. Gene Ontology annotation, cellular component: nucleus.
AAGUGAAGUGAAUAUUCAGAGAGUGCUUAAAGCUUGAGGCAAGUGCGGUUCCGGCUGGACAAUAUGAUGGACGUAAGCAGCAUGUACGGCAACCACCCGCACCACCACCACCCACACGCCAAUGCCUACGACGGCUACGGAGGCAGCACCACCCCCGGCACCGCUGGCAAUGCCGCCAGCUACUUUGGCCAACAGCAGCUGCAAAACCAGACGCAUCAUCACCUGCAGCAGCAACACCACCAGUUGGUGCAACAGCAACACCAGCAGCAACACCAGCAACAUCUUACCUACAGUGGCUACGAGAGCAGCUCGCCCGGCAGCUACUAUCCCCAGCAGCAGGCGCAGUUGACACCACCGCCGCAAGGCAACCACCAGGUGGUGCAACAACAGCAGCAGCAGCAACAACUCUACCCCCACUCGCACCUCUUCAGCCCCAGUGCAGCGGAGUACGGGAUUACCACCAGUACGGGAAUGGGCAAUCCGGGUACUCCUCUCCACCCAACCAGUCACUCGCCGGCGGACUCCUACUACGAGAGCGACUCCUCUUACUAUGCCACCGCGGCAGUGGCGACAGUGCCACCGCCCGCCAACAACUCACCCGUGACUGCCACAAACGCCAGCAAUCCGCAGCAGCAACAGCAGCAGGGAGCAAUCAUAAGCUCGGAGAAUGGGAUGAUGUACACCAACCUGGACUGCACUUAUCCCACGGCCCAGGCCCAGGCUGCGGUCCAUGGGUACGCCGGGCCUAUUGAGGAGAAGUACCCCGCCGUAUUGCACGCCAGCUACGCCCCCGGACUAAUCUUAGACGAGCCGGACGCCAUGAUGCAGCAAGCCACGCAGUCGCAGAUGUGGCACCACCAGCAGCAUUACACCCUAGACGCCAUGGACACGCUGGGCAUGCAUGCCCACAUGCAUCAUGGCCUGGCUCAUGGGCAUUUGGCCAAUUUGGCCAGCAACCCGCAGCAGCAAAAUGCCCAGCUCCAGCAGCAGGCGGCACACCAGCAGGCGCAGCACCCACAGAAUCAGUCGCCAGCGGCACACCAGCAGCAGCAACAGCAGCACCAGAACUCGGUGUCACCCAAUGGAGGAAUGUCCCGCCAGCAACGCGGCGGAGUGAUCUCGCCUGGCAGCUCCACCUCCUCCUCCACUGCCUCGGCCUCGAAUGGGGCACAUUCUGCGAGCACACAAUCAAAAUCGCCAAACCACGCCAUCACCUACAAGUGGAUGCAGCUCAAAAGGAAUGUUCCCAAGCCACAAGCCAAACUACAUACCAGCGGUAUGGCCAAUAUGAACGAUUACCAGAUGAAUGGCCAGCUGGACAUGUGCCGGGGAGGCAGCAGCGGCGGCAACGGUGUCGUCAACGGUUCUGUGGGAGGGAACGGAUCCGUUGGGAUCGGCAACGUCCUGGCCGUGCAGAAUUCCCUAAUGCUGGGCAACAAUGCGGCGGGGGGUAAUGGUCUUUCCAACGGCAUGGGCGUGAGCAGCAUGUCCAGCAACACCAACAACUCCGGCCGGACCAACUUCACCAAUAAGCAGCUGACGGAGCUGGAGAAGGAGUUCCAUUUCAAUCGCUACUUGACACGGGCGCGACGUAUUGAAAUUGCCAAUACACUGCAGCUAAAUGAAACGCAGGUUAAAAUCUGGUUUCAGAAUCGCCGCAUGAAACAAAAGAAACGGGCCAAGGAGGGCCUAAUUCCAGCAGAUAUCCUGGGUCCUGUUAUCAGCGAAAAGCCAGUUCCUCCGCCACAGCUGCAACAGCAGCAGCAUCCGCCGGAGUUGCAGAUGAAACCGCAGACUAGCGAUCUGGGCAGCAGUGAACUGACCGCUGCAGCAACAGCAACCGUGGCAGCAGCAACAUCCGUAUCUGCAGCAACAUCCAAGCAAAGUUGAACUCUCUUCUGAGAUGUGAUUGUUAUUGUUAUUGGUGUUGUUGUUUUGUUUGCUGCCAAAAUGUUGACGCAUUUCGUUGUGAUAAAUUAAUAGAAAAUGCACAAAAAAUCAGAGAAAAAUAAAUUAUAUUAGUGAAAUAAAAAUAAGUAAUAAUUACAUCGUAUUGUAGAAAAAUCUUUACAACAUUUGGUAAUCAAACGGUAUGAUCCUACAUGUGGAAUCGAGGUGCCAUCUGGGGGCUGUAAAUACUUAAACAUAGACAUUGCAUUGCCACUGCAGAAGUUUGUUCAACUAAAUAGCAUAAACUAAACUCAGGGUUAUUUAAAUAUUAAUCUUAAUGGCACGCAGAGCAAUUGACAAAAUACUUACUUCUAACAACUGAAUCAAAAGCAAAAUCCAAAAUUUAAAUAAUA